Molecule: messenger RNA, 3270 nt
Organism: Spodoptera litura
Lineage: Eukaryota; Metazoa; Arthropoda; Insecta; Lepidoptera; Noctuidae
Gene: Strip
Product: striatin interacting protein
Biological process (GO): cytoskeleton organization
Cellular component (GO): cytosol
Source: RefSeq, a predicted model, not a curated record
AAUAUUUCUGUUUCUGUGUAUAGUCUGUGGUGCCAUCCUAAAGACGAAACGAGAAAUCUAUAAAAAAAUAUUUUUUAUGAAAAUAUCCUACAAAUUCAGUAAUAACUGAUAUUUUGAGAUGUGAAAUCAUAUAAUUAAUUUACAAUAUUUCUACAAUCAGUCAAAAAUGGGCACUAACGGCAAUGGUCGUCGCGGAGGAACGAAAAUACCUGAUGUUCGCCGCCCUAUGGAAGAAGGGGAUUGCGUUAACGACAUGGAGAGUCCCGAACUUGACUUCGUUUAUGAUGAUUGUGAUACUCAAGCCAAUGAAAUAGCUGAGUUAUACAGCUAUACUGAACAUCCAGAGUAUCAACUCAACGUCAAGGCAUUUGAAGACAUCAUGGAAGACUUCAAUUUUCCUCCAAGCUGGCAAAGAUUGACAAAUAAACAGCAACGUACUGUGAUAAUGAAGUUAUUGGAGCACUUGGAUGUGGCUGUCAGUGAGAUACGUAUGCGUGCAACCCGUUGUAUACUGUAUUUAGCUCAGGGAUGCUGGGCGGAGAUGCAGUCUGAUGCUGAGCAGGCUCACUGGGCGCGCGUCAACGUUAUGACGUUGUACGACAUGGGCACAUUUUCUGCCUUCGUUGAAUUAUUGAAUCUCGAAAUAGUUCGCAGUAGUUCUGCAAUAGCUUCCAGGAAACUAGCAGAAUCUCUGGCGGACUCUACUAACUUACGAGUUAUCUUGUCUGUUCUAUACCUCAUCACGGAAUACAUGAGAACUGAGAAGGACAAUCCUGAAUCUGAGUUCAAACAUUUGGUUAAAAACUUUAAAGAAGAACUGGGUUCUCCAUUUGGUGAAGAGUUGCUACCUGUAAAACUCCUAAGCAUGGUAACACAUCUUUGUGCAGGAACCACUCCACAUUUUCCUAUGAAAAAAGUGUUACUUCUUCUAUGGAAAGUUCUACUUGUUUAUUUAGGAGGCUCAAAGGAGUUAAAAGAAAGAAAGACUAGACUUAGAGAGAAAUAUAAUCUUCCACCUUCAUCAGAAGAUACUAUAGAAAUAGUUAAAGGUAUGAGAGCCAGUUCUCCUCCUCCAAGUGCGGCUGAUAUGUUGGAAAACCAAAAUCCGGGCCAGAGAAAGUUGCUAAAAGAAAAUGAUAGGGAGGGAAAAAUUCGCAGGCACCUUUUUAUGAAACAAACUUCACUAGAUGAGUCUGAUGAGCAAAUUUUUGUGGACAAGGAAGAAACCGGUAAUGGCUCAGAAGAUUACUCUAUGGAAUUUCAAUCCAUACCAAGCGAGGGUGGUCAAUCUGAGAACAACCCUAACUGUCCUUAUUACAUGUAUUUCAAACAGUUUGACAGUCCUCCUCCACCACCACCUCUUCCUAGAAGUCUUCCUUGGCAAUCAAAAGUACGUCAAAAAGACAUUGACACAUUUCUUGACAAUGUACGUAUUAAGUUUGUUGGAUACUCCCUUCCUGGAGAUAGGCAGACAACUGCAGGACUGCCUCAGCCCAUUCAUGAGGGAAUAGACAUUCUCAAAAAACAUGUUUACACUAGUCUUUCAGAAUUGCAAGCAGAAAGAGAACUUGAAAUUGCUCGCAGUCCUCUUACUAAAGGAGAAAAAGAGGUUGAAGACACAGAAGUUGAAAUACUGUACAGAGCUAUGUUUCCUAAUUUGCCACAAUACAUGAUUGCACUGCUUAAAAUUCUUCUAGCCGCAGCACCUACAUCAACUGCUAAAACAUAUUCUAUCAACAUAAUGGCUGAUUUAUUGCCUGAGGAGAUGCCCAUGACUGUACUUCAAUCACUCAAACUUGGUAUUGAUGUUAACAGGCAUAAAGAAAUUAUAGUUAAAGCAGUGACUGCUAUAUUGUUAUUGCUUUUGAAACAUUUUAAAUUAAAUCAUGUAUACCAAUUUGAGUUCAUGUCUCAGCAUCUUGUUUAUGCCAAUUGCAUGCCUUUAGUGCUAAAAUUCUUCAAUCAAAACAUUUUGUCAUAUGUUGGAGCUAAGAACUCUAUACCCAUAUUUGAUUUUCCAGCCUGUGUGAUUGGAGAACAGCCAGAAUUGACUAAAGAAUGUUUAGAUAUUGGAGAUUCUACUGUUCCAUACUCAUGGAGAAAUGUUUUUUCAUGCAUCAAUUUGCUGAGAAUUUUAAAUAAGUUAACUAAAUGGAAAAAUGCAAGAAUUAUGAUGCUUGUUGUUUUCAAAAGUGCACCUAUUUUAAAACGCACAUUGAAAGUGAGACAUGCAUUGAUGCAAUUUUAUGUAUUGAAAUUACUGAAAAUGCAGACUAAGUACCUGGGUCGUCAAUGGAGAAAAACAAAUAUGAAAACAAUCAGUGCAAUAUAUUCUAAGGUUCGUCACAGAUUGAACGAUGACUGGGCUUUUGGUAAUGAUGUUGAUGCAAGACCAUGGGAAUUCCAAGAUGAGGAGUGUGCUCUGAGAGUAUGUGUGGAUCGUUUUAAUUCUAGGAGGUAUGGCAGUGGUGGAGACCAAGAAAUAGAUUUGACACCUCUUGAGACCGACAUAAACAGUGUACUGGAAACCAACAUUGAACUUGAUGAAGAGUUCAAACAUAACUAUGAAUUAUGGCUUGAGCAAGAAGUUUAUAAUAAUGAAAUAAACUGGGAUGUAUUAUUGACUGCAUGAAGUUUCAUAAAACUCAUUCAAAUUAAUGCAAACCAAUUUGAGUUUUUGUACAGUUAGUUUAUAAUUUUAAAUAUCCACUAUUUCAUUCAGAAAUAUUUUAUUGAAUAGAUAAAUUUCAUAUAAUAACUUUAUUAACUUUUUUCUUUAUAAAUCUGUCUACUUAGUAGUUACUUAAUUAAGUUACACAUUGUUUUUUUAUAUUUAAAAUAAAACUAUCAUGACAGACUCAUAUUACAUAAAGUAAAUUACAUUAUAGUAUUAACUCAAAGUUAAAUUAUGAAUAUGCAUUAUCUUAGUCAAAUUAGACGUGAAAUGUGUGUAUUUUAAUGUAGUUUAAUAUUUAGAGCUUGUGGAUAAUGAAAUAUAAUAAAUCGUUUGUAUUUAAAUAGUAACUAGAUCAAUAUAGAACAGAACUGAACAUAACAUUUUGUUUUACAAUAAAAUUUCUUAUACCUAUAAUGAAAUUGGAGGAUUUGUUAACAUUUUAGGAUCUUCAACAAGCUUGACCUACCUACGUAAUUUAAUUAAAAACCGACAUUUAAAUAAAAAACGUAAAUAGAUAUUUUGUGUUUUGGAUCUGUAUACACCCUCAUGGAAUGUAACUUAAAUAAAUGUAUACAUCUACAAAGUGGUAUUAC